UGCGGCUAGCUUGACAGCAUCCCUAGCUGCUCGGGAGGACAGGGAGAAAUGGCUGAUGCUAUAGCUGAUACGAGAAGGCUGUACACUAAGCCCCAGAACUUAAAUGACGCGUAUGGACCCCCGAGUAAUUUUCUUGAGAUUGACGUGAGCAAUCCAGAGACUGUCGGGGUUGGCAGAGGCAGAUAUACAACGUACGAAGUCAGACUGAAGACCAACCUACCCAUCUUCAAACUAAAGGAGUCCUCUGUACGGAGGCGGUACAGUGACUUUGAGUGGCUCAGAGCGGAGCUGGAGAGAGAAAGCAAGGUGGUCGUACCACCUCUCCCAGGAAAAGCUCUUUUCAGGCAGCUUCCAUUCAGAGGAGAUGAUGGCAUAUUUGAUGACUCCUUCAUCGAGGAGCGGAGGCAGGGUCUGGAGCAGUUUCUCAACAAAGUGGCUGGACACCCUCUAGCUCAGAACGAACGCUGCCUACACAUGUUUCUACAGGAGGAGAUUGUGGACAAGAACUACACCCCAUCCAAAAUCAGACAAGCCUAAAAAAAAAAAAUAAACACAAAAUAAAUGGCUCUGCUUGCCCUGGUCUGGCUUAGCCAUUCUGAGUCCAGCUUGGCCCGACAACCCAAAGCUUUCUUCACUGCUUCAAAUUUGAGCGACCUUUACUUCCUUCUUGCAUUGUCUCAUAUAUUAUUUCUUGGCUAUUUAAUUUUAAUCGCUAAUCACUCUUAUUGAUGUUUGAAGUUCUGAUUGGAGUCAAGAAUCUUGUACACACACUUGUGGUCUAAAGUGAUUUAUACAUAUUUUCUUUUUGUCUAAAAAUUCCACUAACAAAAAUAUAUUAUAUAUUUAUCGUUUAGCCAUGUUCUAUAUAUCCCUUUGUAUGUUACUUUUGAAUAAAACCUCUCUGUAUGCCAUGCUUGUGUAAUGUCCCACACCAUUCUGCAUCACUGACUGGCACAUUGCUCUCCAUAACCAGCACCCGAACACACAUUAGACGGACCUCGACUUUUAAGCCACAUUUGGUUGUUGUCUUAAAAAGGAUGCAUGUGUGUGUCUGUUCGCAUCGUGUCCACCAGCACCUACCCGACGAUCACCAUGUUUUCUAGCAUGCGGUUUUACACAGAGGGAACUGCAGUAUUUCUACUGGCAAUAUGCAUUUUGAGAUUUGUAUACUGCUGUGCCAUUUCUUUUGUUUAUUUUCAAAAGUUUUCCAAUAAAAAAAGGUGAAAUGCC
Cyprinodon tularosa is the source of this 1230-nucleotide messenger RNA. It is a transcript of the gene snx3, whose product is annotated as sorting nexin 3. The coding region runs from base 49 to 537 and encodes 162 amino acids. NCBI's taxonomy places the organism in Eukaryota, Metazoa, Chordata, Actinopteri, Cyprinodontiformes, Cyprinodontidae. The transcript is spliced from 4 exons. Gene Ontology annotation, biological process: endocytic recycling; late endosome to Golgi transport. The record is from RefSeq and is a predicted model, not a curated record. Gene Ontology annotation, cellular component: retromer complex; early endosome membrane. Gene Ontology annotation, molecular function: phosphatidylinositol-3-phosphate binding.